CUACCAUUCUAUUGUCCCACCAAUUCUUAUCCUAGAAAAUAGAAGAAGGGCCGAAAAAGGAAAGAUGUCCUUCUACGUCGCCCCCAGCCAGCAGCGCACUCUCCGCGCCUGCAUGGUGUGCUCGCUCGUCCAACUGCACAGCAAAUUCAUGCGCGAAGGCUGCCCCAACUGCGACAACGUCCUCGGCCUGCGAGGCAACAACGACGCGAUCCAAGAAUGCACGUCGCAGGUCUUCGAGGGCCUAGUGACGCUCCGCGAUCCCACGACCAGCUGGGUGGCUAGGUGGCAGAGAUUGGAUAGUUAUGUGCCGGGGACGUAUGCGGUCAAGGUUACGGGGUCGCUUCCCGACGAGAUUAUUUCCAGUUUGGAGGAUUCGGGCGUGAAGUAUAUUCCGAGGGACGGUAGCACGGGUGAAGAGGAGGCGUGAUCGAUCGAUCGCUGUCUGCUUGCUCGGAUGUUUUUUCUUCGCUGCUUUAGUUCGUUUGCGCCAUAUGUCGGUUCUCUAUCUUGCACGGCAUAGCGAUAUUUUCAGUAAAAAAGGGAGGAUGGCUUGGCCUUUCUUCUUCGAUUUGCACGAUUGGAGUUUCGGUUCUACAAUUUCUCUUUCGAUCAUGUACGGUACGGGGUUUGUCGGGUUGGUUUGAUUCUGCACACUGUUUAUAAUUUACAAAGGGGGAUGUCUACUGGAUACC
Messenger RNA from Aspergillus costaricaensis CBS 115574, 692 nucleotides. RefSeq names its product transcription elongation factor SPT4 (gene spt4). The transcript is spliced from 4 exons. The record is from RefSeq and is a predicted model, not a curated record. Gene Ontology annotation, molecular function: RNA polymerase II complex binding; zinc ion binding. The coding region runs from base 65 to 427 and encodes 120 amino acids. Lineage: Eukaryota; Fungi; Ascomycota; Eurotiomycetes; Eurotiales; Aspergillaceae. Gene Ontology annotation, cellular component: nucleus; DSIF complex. Gene Ontology annotation, biological process: mRNA processing; positive regulation of DNA-templated transcription, elongation; chromatin organization.